Molecule: messenger RNA, 828 nt
Organism: Zerene cesonia (dogface butterfly)
Lineage: Eukaryota; Metazoa; Arthropoda; Insecta; Lepidoptera; Pieridae
Exons: 4
Coding region: 143-808 (221 amino acids)
Biological process (GO): apoptotic process
Cellular component (GO): mitochondrion
Source: RefSeq, a predicted model, not a curated record
CAUUUAUCACGACAAUACAACUAGAGAAAUGUAAAAAUAUGAUAACAUAAUUUCACAAUUUUGUGAUUAACAAUAAACAUGGAUUAAAUUAGAUAUAUGCAAUAUACCAGUAUAUCACUUAGCUGUUAAUUCUGCAAUCGACAUGUUUCGAAACAAGUUUCUACACUUACUUAAAUCUAAUUUGAAAAUAAACAGUAGAAAAGUUUCGUGCAAAGCUCGUAGUAUUGCACCGGUAACUUUUGCUAUUCUAACUACAAUAAAAUGUGAAGAUAAAAAAUCAGAAAUGAAAGAUUUUUUUAAUACUGAUAGUUUAGAACACGAGUUUUUAAUACGACAAGCAACAACUGUUAACGUAAAUGCAGCGACUCAACUACUGACUGUAACAUUAGUAGCAAUUCAAGAUACGAGUGAAAGGUUAAGGGAAGCAUUGUCUGCAGAAAUUUGUCUUGUUAAACAAGCUCUAGAAUGGGGGGAAGAUAGCACACCUGCACAACACUGGGAUCAGCUUGUUGCAGUCAGAGGAUCUCUAUGUGACCUGAAUCAUAAUCUCAGAACACUAUUUAGUUAUAUGGAUUAUGCAGAGAAAUUAGCCACCGUUGCUGCUGAAAUAUCCUAUUUGUCUGGUAAUAUAGCUGCUUCAGAUGCUAUAUGUGAAAGAAUAGACCAUGCUAACAGGUCUUGUAACAACCAGAAGAAGUUAACCCAUGAGCUGCAACAAGAGAGUCUGGAGUUACAACAGCAAGCAAUUAUAAAUGCACCACACUUAGAAGACAAAUUAAACCCCAAAGAUAACUCUGAAUUGAAAUAAAAAGUAGAUAGCUAAUUUAA